Molecule: messenger RNA, 10589 nt
Organism: Porites lobata
Lineage: Eukaryota; Metazoa; Cnidaria; Anthozoa; Scleractinia; Poritidae
Source: the annotation of a GenBank genome assembly
GGGUAUUUUAAAGAGAUUUUUUUAGAUCACUCUACUGUACCAUCGUCCAUUAUGGGUGAACGUUAUAUUGGGGACUUACCUGAUGACACAAAGAAAAAAGUGGCAGCUGUCUUGGACGCAUAUGACCCACCUAACUGGAGAUCUCUUAUAAAUGUUAUAAGGCAUAAUGUACCUUCCUGUAGUAAUGCUUUUAUUGAUAAGUGGAGUGCAAAAGUAGGGAUGGAAGGUCUAUUGCCAGGAGGAAGUCCAACCCUGAAACUGCUUAGUGAUUUAGAAAACUUAGGACGAGGCAGUGCUACUACUGUUGGUGAAUUGGUAAACUGGAUCAAUUCUAUGGGUGGCAAUACAUCUCGUGUACAGACAAUCGUGAAUAUUCUGAGUAAGUAUAUGCUUAAAGAGGCGUAACCAGGAUUCUUCCAGAGGUACAGACACAAUUUGCCACAUCCUCUGGUACCCCUCCUUUGUUUAACAUUAAUUUACAGUGCCCUGCUUCGUCUACUGCUAAGAAAAUACAGGCCAGGUGAAAACAAUGUGUUCAUGUUCCAGAUGUUCUGGAAGACAAGCAUGUUGGUCACUCAGAAUGAAAUUUUUUUUUCAAUUUUUCUCAUUAACAAGGCCACCCUCAAAGUACCUAAGUUUGAAACUCUCAUAUAUCCAAAGCAUGCACUUCAUUUUAAGCAAUAAUACAGUAAUCCAGAAUGCACCCUAAUUUAAGUAUUAAUACAGUAAGCCUGCAUGCUCUGAUCCUCCUAAUCAAAAAUAAUUCCAUGUUUUCAUUUUUCAGUGAUCACAGGGCACCCAACCAGAGUGCUAAACAUAGACUCAGUACAACCUAGGGACCUACAGUUUUUCUUCUGUUAACUAAGUUAAUUGGUUUACAAUUUUCUAAUUGAAUCACUUUACUUUUUUAUGUAGCAGGUGCACCAGUGAUAAAGCAAAAUAUCCCUGAAGAAGUCCAGGCAGCACUAGGACAAGAUGUUAGAGUCCACUGUGAAGCAUCGGGAAAGCCACCCCUGUAUUUUCAAUGGUUUAAGAAAAGAAAUGAACUUCAGGGACAAGUAACAAAUACUCUAAGUCUGCAAAAUGUUUCUCCAGAUGAUGAAGGAUUUUAUGUAUGCCGAGUGGCCAAUAGUUUAGGAGUUGUCUUUACAGGCUGGACCAAAGUUACUAUCGAUAGACAUCCCAGUGCCUACAAUUAUCGGCAAUUUGGUUAGUACGGGUUAAUACAGUUGAGUAUUUAAAGUGCAAGUUCCAUUAAAAUGUUAUACAAUUCAGGAAUUUUAAAUCAUCGAGGAGCUUAUAAUAUACCUAUACAAGUACUGUACAGGUAUCAGUGCAAUAUUAAGCUAUAAAGUUAUUGUGUAUAGAUAAUAAUCUAAUAACACCGUCAUUAAAUAAUACAUUUUAAUGUGCAGCCUCGUUUUUGUUUUCAUGAGGAUCUUGGUAUUUACUGUUUAUGCUUCAGGUGGAAUUAGCAUCAGCUUCUCAACAAUUUGCGUAAGAAUGCCACUAGUUCAAAUGUCGUCUUGAAUGGAUUAAAUCCUGACCAGCUGUUAUUGUUUGAACUGUUUGUAAAAAUAUACAUAGAAGAAGGACGCCAAUAUUUUAAGCUGAGGUGAUUGAACACACCCGGCCAUUUAAGCUAAGACCAAUUUACUAAAAUUUGACCAAGACAUAACUUUGAGAACCAAGCAGGCAAUCCCCUGGCCAGCAGGCUAGUUAGGCCCAUUGUAACUUUUCAGGAAGCCAAUUAAAACACAGACUCAGGUUUCACGUCAUCUUGCCCGCUACCCUGCUUGUGCCAAACCCACCAUGAAAUUAGCAGAUGUUAUUAGAGGUAUGGGAUUUAAGCCGAAAGAAGUCACUUUAAUAGACAACUUAUGGAGUCAAUUUUUCUUCGCAGAUUUCCCAAUUAUCACCUGUCAAUCAGAGCCUACUAUUCGUGUAGCAUUUGGUUCAAGGUUGAGAUUGUACUGUGAUGGUGUUGGAGUGCCUGCUCCUAGUUUCCAGUGGUAUAAAAACAAUGCUCCCGUUGAGGGAGCAACAUUUAGGGAACUUACAAAAUUAAGUGUCACUAGUGAGGAUCAAGGGAAUUAUUUCUGCAAAGUGUAUAACAGCGCUGGUGAAGUUUCUUCAGAUCUCAUUCAAGUGAUUGUUGCACCUGCAGGUACUAUAAAAUUACUGUUCAUAGUUAUCCAUGUAUUUAUGAGUUGUUUACUUAAAAAAUUCUCUUUUACAAGUGCAAAAACCCAAACUUCGGCAUUAUGCAAAGAACGAAGUGUCCCAUAGCCCUGGCCUUAACUGGGGUAGUGAAAAUUCUGUCUUCUUCAUUUUUUGGAGGCCCUAGUGAAAACAAAGUUUGGGCUAGGACAUGCUAGUUUCAGCUUUCUCAAAUGAUCAAUUGAAGCUGUAAAACUGACUGUCUACACCCUGCUUCAGGUACUUGGCACCAUAAUUUAAGGUAUGGCUGAAGGUUUCAUUUGAAUAGUCUUCUCAUAGAAUUUCAUCAACUGACUCAAUUUUAGAGAGUCAGCUUAACCAGCUAAACCAAAUACGAAUGAAGGAAGAAAAAUAGAGAUUUAUUGGCUUUGCGCGAACUGGUCACAGUAGGAUGUAUUUUUUUAAAGUACAGCAUAAUGCCAUUAAUACAAUAAAGUAAGUGAGAGUGCAUUAAUUGAAACAAGUUAUCCAAGUCUAGAAAUAACCUCACAAGUUCAUGUCUCCCUUUAAUCCUGAAUUUGGGUUAAAUGACUAUCUGGGAUCAGUGAAAUGUUUAGACUUUUAUAUCAUCAUUAUCAUCAUUAUUGUUUUAUUUAUUUAUUUAUUUAUAAUUAUGGUAAUGUAAGAGCACUAACUUAAAUGUAUUCAUUUUAAUUAUUUUUCAGUUGUUCCCAGAGGUUUCCAUGAGCGAGGUAAGUACACACACAGAGAAUUUAUAUUCUUAUAUACAUUUUUAUUUUGCCAGUUUUAAUUAAUCCAAAAAAAAGGCGCCUGCACAAGUUAUGAAAAAGCAUGUUCUGCUAUAAACAAAAUAGUGAAGAUCUGAUUUUUGUUUGUUUCCAUCUCUUUACAGUUGCAAAUAAAGUGGCUCUGUUGAUUGGUAAUAUGGAUUACCAACAUGGUCAUCAACUUGGGCAGCUCUUCCACCCUAUAAAUGAUGUAUGUGGAUUAAUGGGCAGUCUUUUAAACAUGAAUGGCUUCAAAGUAAGUUAACUGGAAUAAUUAUGUGAAAGUUUUCAUCACCUUAAUUCAUAGUAAGUCAACCAUCUCUUAAUGCACACCUCUAUGAGAUUGACUCCUAGAGAUGGUCCCUGUCACUUCAGUCAUUUUCUUUAAAACUCUACAACACAGACUGACCACGCCAAUAAUUAUUGAUACACACUCUUGGUUGGCCGUAACAGUAUCGGAUCAGCAGUAUGGCCUAGAAAAGUUCAGAGACAAAUUAAAUAAAUUUGUGGCGAUCAUGAGUGUCUCUUAAUACUAAGAAGAGAGGUAGUAAGGAUUCUUAAUAUUUUCAGGUUUUGAAAGGCAGCCAUAGGCAUUUUUGAAAUAAUAUUUUUGUUGCCUCUUCUUGUCGAUACUUAGAUGAUAGAUAUGGUAAAGCAGUCUUUCAGAAAUGCUUUGUGAGAGAAGCAUUUUAAAGAAUUAAGAUAUCUAUUUUUUAGGUGCUCACAUUGGUUAACCUGACGCUGAAGGAAAUGAGAGAGGCACUUCGACAGUUUUGCCGGCUUCUGGUUGAGGAUACCUUUGCCUUGUUCUACUUUGCUGGUCAUGGAUUUGAGCGUGGGGGACUAAGCUACCUGAUGCCAGUAGAUGCAACAGAUUCUUAUCGAAGCAGUGAAAACAUGGCCUCCUCAGAAGUAUUAGUUGCUAUGCAAGAAACUAAUGCGAAGUUACAUGUUGUAUUAUUGGACUGCUGCAGAACUGAGUAAGUGAUGAAUAGCAACAAGCCAGAAUUGAAGUAUUGUGUUGGGGUACUCCCUAUGAUGGCCCAUACAGGGUGCAAAGAAAAUCAUUUUUACAGCUUGCCAUUCGGGCAAGUUGAAGCUAGCAUUCACUAGCCCAGACGUCAUUUCAACUAGCCCCAAAAACUUCUUGAGUAGCAGAAUUGAUUUCACAGUUCUUCUGUUAUUCGAAUUCCUCAAAAAACAUCACUUGCCCGUCGGGCAAGUUAAAAACAGAAUUGACUAGCCCAAUAGCAAAAUCCACUAGCCCCGGGCUAUCGGACACUACUUUCUUUGCACACUGCUAUACAGGGAGGCUCCGCCCGACAGGGGUACCUAUUUCAGGCUUCAGGUACAUGAAAGGGUAGAGAUUUCACUGGUUGAUGUAUAUGAAAGGGAGUGGAAAUCUGUCAUUUCGGACGGUAAAAAGGUCUAAUUCUAAAAGGGCAACAGAUUUUUUUUAUGGCUGUGAAAAAGUCAAGAAAACGUACUCGCUUUAUGAUUUAUUCAUAUUUUAAAUACAGUACAUUUACAACAAUUAAAAGAAAAACAAAGUUUUAAACUAGAAAAGGGGUUCCUUUUUUGUCAAAAAUGGUAUGUAAAAGGGUAAGGGGUUGGAUUUUGGGGCAGAGCCUUCCCUUAUAAAACUUUGUUGAGAACCCCCCAGGUGCGUUUGAUAAGCUAUCACAUACGGUUAAUGACGCCCAGGGCGUUUAUUUAAAUUUAGCAGUAGACCUGCACCGUUCUAAACUUCUUAUUUCACUGGUCAUCCGUUCUAAACUUCUUAUUUCACUGGUCAUCUUUAAUCUGCAUUUCCACUGUUUUCAGGGAUAGGGGCAUUGUCAUGUGACAAUCCCUGUUGUUUUACCAGCUUAUCAAAAGCAAUCUUUCAAACAGGUGCGGGAUCGCCUAAAUUUAGGGGUCCAAGACUCUCAUGACUGUGACAAGCUCGACAAAACUAAUAUACUUUCAGCGAAAAUACCAAGAGAGUUCACAAAUAGCAGAAUAUGCAGUCCACUUAUUAAUACAUCUAGGCCGUCUAGAGAUCCAUAUCGCUGUCCGUCAAAUCAGAUCGGAUGCCAGAAUCCUCGUUCAGGGUCAUUGUGUUGUCAUCGUUACUCUAUCCUUACUUUGAACUCAACAUUGAACAAGACGCAAUGUGCCCACCCUUGUUAAUCAAGAAAGGACUGGAUAAAUUGAAUGAUUUUAUUCCUUUUUACUAUUUCCUAGUAUUUUAAAGUAAUGUUCAUGGGAAAGGUAGCCUGUUCCGGGCGUUCAGUUAGUGGGGAGCGGUGCGAAGUAAAAAGGAGCGCGAAAAAAUAAAACCGAGGGAGGAGGAGAGUGCCCCUCUACUUUUCACCGCUUUCUUUACUUCGCACUGCUCUCCACUAUCUGAACGCUUGGAACAGGCUAUGGGAAAGGGGGUGACUAUUAGACAGGGAGCGAUUAUUAGAGAAGGACGUCUAAUACAAACUGAACAAGGCAGGAGAGGCGUAUAUUAGGUUAUUAGUCAAGAGGCGUGAAUUUGAGAGGGGGCGUCAAUUAGAUCAUUUACUGCUCCUGACGGUAUUUAUGACGGGGUUACAUCACAGGGUGUGGGGUGGAUGUUGCUGCUCAAAAACCUGAAUGUGUGUCCGCCCACCCCACCCCGCAAGAUGAGUCUUUGGCAUUGCUUAUCAUAAAAGGUGCAAAUAUAUAUACCGCGAGGCUUGAACCCAGAAAAAGGCAAAUGGUAAGCGCAAUGCCGUUCGUUUUUUUCCAACCCCAAUGAGAGAAGGAAGACCUCAUAGUCCUCAAUUUUUGACUGGAAUUUCUGAAAAAUUAUCUUACCCCUAACCUCCGGUCCGAAGUAUUCAGGAUUUUUUUGCUUAAUGGUAAACACGCCAUUUUCAAGGUCGACGAAAAUCGCUCUUUUGGAAAGACAUAAAACUAAUGAAAUAAUUAAUGGAGUUAUAUCACUUUUUACUUCAGACCUGAUAAUGUGCCUAAUAACAGACUAUUGCUUCAAGGAGGUGAUUUACAAGCUAUAAAAAAACCCAAUGUUGUUCUUACGUUUGGAUGGUAAGUAUUUCAGUGUCAAACAUUAUUGGGGCAAAAAAUAUUCAGGUUAAUGAUAAAAGGCAUUUUCUAUUUUUCUUUGGUAAAUCACACACCCCAAUCAAUCAGAAGGGUCACGAGAAUUUAAUAAAUUAUCCCCCGAAGGGAAUAAUGAAGGCGUAAGAGGUUCAGUUUGGUGUGCGUGUGUCUCACAACAUGGGCUAUUACAUAUAGUCAAUACUGUUUCCCGCCUUUUUUUAGCCUUUGAAUGUAGCCUGUGUGUGGGGGCGUAAGAAGUCUGGGGCGCGAGGUAAACGGAGCGUGCGAGGGCUUCCUCAUUACGGCCCGUCCUUAUUCUCAGUGGCGGAUCCAGGGGAGGGACCGGGUCCCCCCCCCCUUAUUUCAAGACCAAACUGAAGCCCGAAGGGGCCGAAAAAAAAUUAAAAUUUUUUUGAGACCCCUCCCCGUUUUAUCUGAAGGUCUGAAUCCGCUACUGAUGCGCACCCUACAUUUCUCCUAUGCCUGCUACGCAAGCUACCCAAAAUGAAACCGAAAGGACUUUAUUGCAUAUUUAUUUACCUAUAUAUCAUUCUAUCUAAUGUUGUCAUUUUUAGUUUAUCAUCAACCUCUUUUCUAAAUUGAAACUCAAAUUUUUGGAGCCAUUUUAGUGUUUUCUUUCAUUGUAGCUCUGGCCCUGAGGAAGGCAAAUUUUUGUUAGCCAAAAUAUUGGCCCCAAAUAAAUCAGCCCUUUGCCGUAUUGACAGCCUGGUAUUCAGUUUUGUUAUAUUUCUAUAUAUAUAACGGUUUCACCUUUUACUCAUUUUCUAUCCAUGAUAUUUUUAGGGCAGUUGUUUCAUAGUUGAUAAAACAACUUUUUUCACAAAUUCUAUGCAAAUGCAUCCCUUGCCAAGUACACCCCACAUGACGCGAAGAGCUUUUUCAAAGUUUUGGAUAAUUUCCUUGUGAGAUUUUCUCAUUUUUGGAAUAUUUAUUUGCAGUUGUUCACAAUCGUAUGUCUAUGAGAGUAGAGAUGAGAAAAAUGGCUUCUUUGCUAAACACCUGCUUAAGAAUCUUACUGAUGAACACAAAAACAAGUCUAUUGAAGAAGUGUUACUGGGUGUUAGUCGAGGUAAGCUGGUCUUUUUGGAUUAGUGUGCGCUGAUUUUAGGGUAGCUCUACGACGGGAGGAGAAAUUGUAAGCUGAGGUCCUUUGCGCGAUGCGAAGCAGCUACCUGCUCUUGAAGAAUGUGUGCCACCAGAAUAACAUUCUUGUUCUUCAAAGUUUUCUGUCCUUGAUUUCUUUAAGGUAUAGACGAGGAGAAUCUAGUGGAUCCAUCUACACACCAGAAGCAGAUUGUCAACAGAAUAACAACAUUGGUGAAACCUAUGAGCCUGUGGUGUCCAGUGGACAGCAGUUUUAUGAAUCCCGCUACAGUAGCUGCAACUAACAAAUGGCAGUCUGCUCACGGUAACGAGGCUAAUGAGUUUAGUGAGUGAGGGAACGAGGGAGUAGCCUGUGAUUAGGUUCCCCGCCGGGGAGCGUGUGGCGUUUUAUCGCCUUACCCUCUAGAGGCUAGUGCGCAAGCAAGCCAAAUAGUGAAUGGAGCGGCUGACUGAGCGACGAGCUGACUGACUUGCCGACAGACGAAUGACUAAUUCGAUGGGAUUGGCUCUUGAAUGAGAAUAUUGCUUCUUGACUAUGACUGUUUUAAACCAAGUAGUCAGAAGAAAGUAUUACGAGGGUAAAAUACUGCUAGCACUCCAGGUGCCUCGCUCCAGUUUUCCUCUCGGCUCAUUUGCUCGCUCCAGUCUUGCUAAGCCUCAACUCGACCCUCACUUGAAAAGAGACUGAUUGCAGUCUACACGGGUAACGGCCCAAGAAAAACAACGAAUCCAUUUGAAAGCAUUAACCACUUCACACACUUUCAUAGUACAGUGGAACCAUCAAAUAUCGAAGUGUCAUCAGGCUGAGCCAUUUUUUUUUUAUUACCGGGGUAAAAUACAUCGGAUUCAGUGUUUCAUAUUUUACUAAAACUGGGACGAAUGUCUUUUCUUUUCAUAGGGGGCUUCGUCGUUUUCACUUUUUCAUUUCACUUUUUUUUUGUUAGAAAUUCCUACCGAGCCGGUGAUGGUGUUUCAAGAUGACAACAACAGAGUUAAGGUUGUACUAAACUUUAACGCUGAAGUUUCUAACGUCCUUAUAGUGAACGCUCGAGCACUGGGAGACGCCGAAAAGGACUGUUCAGUUACAUUUGACAUGUGUGGUGUAAGUGUUAAAUCGACCUCAAUAUGCCUGUAGUAAACUGUGGUAACCUUUAUCUAACCUGUGUAAUAUUAUACUCGAUAGGUUGUCAGUGGGUGCAAGGUGGAGCGAAAUUCCAUCGUGGGGAAAAAAUGUAGACCAUUCGAAGCAACAUUAAAAGUCAAAGACCUUCAAAGGCUCAAGGUAAAAGAGAGACACUUGUCUUCAUUUACUUACUACUUUUAUUUUGGAUUUUUUCAAGUAAUUUACAGGUAAGGAUUUUACCGACGUCUUUGCUCGGACAAUGUCGCCCGCGCUCGAAGGGAAAACACAAACGAGACGAGCCAAAUGGGCAACCUCUUUCCCAGGGCUUUUUCGACAAAGUCAUGGGAACGAGGUUGGCCAAGUAAGCCCUUUGCAACUGGUUAGUCACGUGGUACGAAACACUUCGAAAUACAGUGGGACAACAGUGGGACAAGACAAACAGAGAGAUAACAGCAUUGGUAAUGGUGAUAAGUCUGUCUGUGUUUGUUUAGUCCUAGUGCGUUCCUUGUGCGUUCCUUCCUUGAUCUCCCGCCUGGCGUUUUUGCACCAGGUAACUGACCAGCUGCGAAAUAAAUUAGCACAGACAUCGUGACGUUAAAUGACAACGCAAAAGCGCGUGGAAAGGACUGAACAUGACUUCUGGUGCUAAAUUUCCGUUCUCCCAUUGGUCAAUCAGCUUCAGAUCUGCGUGCGCUGUCGACAUAGCCGUCUUUGCUAAAUCUGCCAAAUACGUGUAACGAAACUAACCGUGAAAAAUAAAUGGUAGUAAAUGUAUCGCUUUACACCACGUACCUACACCUGGUAUAUUUAUUCAAACGAAAUAUAGUGCUACAAGCGAAUCUUUGUUUACAUUUUUGCCCCCAAAACACUGUUAUCAGUAUCUGAUAGAGCUGAUAAAAUAAUAUCUCUUAACACUGAAAGAGUACAACAAUUUCAGUCAUCUUUGAAAGUUUGAGCUCGGUAAACCGAAAGGUUUUGGCGAAAUUCUCUUUUAAAAACUCGAAAUUUUACAAAGAAUAUAUGGCUCAUUUCGCAGUUGUUGAUGGCUGAUGUUGCCUUUAAUGUUGCUUUCAAAGAGCUGUAAAUUGCACAAAUUGCUCAAGUUAAUCAGCUCUUUUAGAUUUUCAAUUUACCUCGUGUGUACGGCCACGGCUUCUGUGAGUUAAGUUGUAUGCUAAUGAGGAAUAACGUGAACAAUAAUGUCAGCAAAGAUUCGCCAGUACUAUUCAGCGAGAAAAUGACCAUCUAUCGGGUAAGAAUUAACAAAACCACUUGUAUUUCUGCGAGAGAUGGUGAUUUAUUCUAGUGGGUAACUCUACUGAUCCACGUUUUGAACAACAGGAGGCGGGCGAAAUGAUGAUACUUGGUAGGUUAACGGUCAUAUACAAUGGACUUACUUCUGGGGGCUCUACUGCCACAAAAAAACAACAACAAUAGUAGAAUAAAGCACUCGGCAGUAAUCACGCCAUGUACCAAGGUUACUUCAGGGAGUAAUUAGAAAAACUUAUAGAUCAGUAAAUUGAAGUAAACUUUAUUUAUUUAUUGUUUGUAGGAACCGUUAGUAUUAAAGCUGACUGUAAUGUGCACCGUACGAGACGAAAGGAAACAGAUCUCUGUUACAUACAAAAUGGAAGAGAAACCUCUCUAUGCUAAACUUGUGACACGCUGGUAAACAAUGUACGAAACAAUGGAACAGGAAAAAAAAGUGCUUUGAUUAUCAGUAAUAUUAAGAAAUGUUUACGCGGUAUGGAAGGAGUACAGCUAAAAGUGACCAAUGUAAUCACUCUGAGAUGGACAUGCACCUUUGGGACAGAAACUAACUGCUUGUGAUUGAAAGACGCCUGCUUUGUGGAGAGAGAGAAAAGAAAAUGACUGUAAAGCCGAAUAGAAGGGGCCAACUGCAGGUGUCCGUCCGUCUUUGCCUGCGGUAACUUUUAGUAAGCAAAUUCUUACACGUCAAAAUUGUAAGGCAAAGGACCUUAACGGAAGCGGCACCAUGACCACUACAAACCGGAGAAGCUAAGAUUAUAUUGCUUUAAUGAUCACUUUAAUAAUUCCUCUUUCUCUCUCCUCCGCAAAAGCCUCUCUUGUUUCACGAGGAGAGUGGAGGGAGAGAGAGGGGAAAGUGUCUCGCGUGGAAAUUUACUUUGUGGGUGCAGGGCAUGGCUUUCCACGGUCAUGUGUCUUCAGCCGAUUCUCUUACGCGUCUAAACUCGAUACAGAGAGGUUGAACUUCAAUAAAAAGAUCCUGCAAAAUAGAAAGAACAGACACUGAAUACAACAAUCACGCAUUUAAGAACAAGCUGUAUCACCCCAAGUUU